CACCUCCAGGAUUUCAGAGGGGAUGAAGGGGAAGCAAAUUAUGGGAUACAAAGAGUAGCUGGAGGACAGAGAAAGGACCAAAGGACUUUUUUUUAUCCCUAGAAAGAAGGAGGAGUUAAGUUUUCGUUCUGAAAACACAUGCAAUCCAGCGUGCCUGGUGAGAAAAGCUCAAGUGAGACGUGUUCUUGUCUGAGGAAUUUCAUGAGUGUAUCUCAAGUAGGAAUAGUCAGAACUUCCAGACUAAACUCAGUUUCUUAGAGAAACAAAGCAGCAGGGCUGCUCAAAUUUCCAAACAUGCAGCCAUUCACUUUGUUCGGUGCAUUUUAUAUCCUGCACAUCUUCUCCAGCAGCACAGAAGCUUAUAGACACCAUCGACAAGUCCUUACUGGAACCCAGCCAGGAGUGUGUCGCUAUGGAAGGAGACUUGAGUGCUGCUAUGGCUGGAUGAAAAACACUAAAGGGCAGUGUGAGGCUCAGUGCGAGCACGGCUGCAAGCAUGGAGAGUGUGUUGGCCCCAACAAAUGCAAAUGUUUCCCUGGAUACACCGGAAAAACGUGUAAUCAAGAUCUGAAUGAGUGCGGCCUAAAACCUCGUCCAUGUGAGCAUCGCUGCAUGAACACUCAUGGCAGUUACAAAUGCUACUGUCUAAAUGGAUACAUGCUAAUGUCUGAUGGAUCAUGUGCCAAUUCCAGGACGUGCUCUCUUGCUCACUGUCAGUAUGGAUGUGAGGAAGUAGAGGGGGAGAUUCGCUGUCUCUGUCCAUCUGCAGGCCUUCAACUUGGCCAAGAUGAGAGAACAUGUGUGGAUAUUGAUGAAUGCCUAACUGGGAAGAACCUCUGCCCAUUCAACAGACAAUGUGUGAACACUUUUGGCAGCUACUACUGCAAGUGCCAGGUUGGCUUUGAUCUGAAAUACGUCAGCGGCAAAUAUGACUGUGUAGAUCUCGAUGAGUGUGCAGAUGAAACCCAUAAGUGCAGCCACCAUGCCAUCUGUCUGAACACUCAUGGAUCCUACAGGUGCCGGUGCAAACCUGGCUUCAGAGGCAAUGGCUUUGAAUGCUCUGCUAAGCCCUUUUAUCAGAGGUCAUGGGAUGGAGACAAAGGCAGUGCAGAUGAUUCCCUCAAUGCCAUCCCAGACUCCCAGGUGAGGCCAGAGAUUCUGGGAGGUAAGUUUAGCAACGAGGACAUAAAAAAUGCCAUCUCCGAAGAAACAGUCACAACACCACCCCCUAAGGUCCUCCAUCAACCUUUCGACUAUGAUGGAGAGGUCUAUGUUGGGACCCCAACAGAGGAAAAGCAAGGGGAAUUUCCUGAGGAGAAAAACGAGGAGGAAGAAGAGGAAGAAAACCAGCUCAAUCCAAGAGGAGAUGUUUUCAUCUCAGAGGACUUUGAUUCAGUGUUCGGCCCAGGUACAGAAGUCAAAGAAAUCCACAUUGAACCACCUCAGGAAGAAUAUAUCCUGGACUGCAACUUCGAUCAGGGAGCCUGUGAAUGGGUCCAAGACAAGUCUGAUGACAUGGACUGGACUGUGGCAUACCAUGAAAAUGGCAGUGAGUACUACAUGGCUUUGAGUGGGCUGCUAGGUGGCAGAGAAGACGUGGCAAAGCUGAAAUUGCUUCUGAGUGACCGGGCCCAAUAUGGAAGCUUCUGCCUCACCUUUGACUACCGUGUGGUUGGUCAUGACAUGGGCUCGCUUAGGGUGCUACUGGACAACAAUGCUUACCCUGUGUGGGAGCAGAGCCAAAGUAAAAACCAGGGCUGGCAGACAGAACUCCUCACCGUGGCCUGGAAGGAGGAGGCCCCACAGUCUAUCAUCUUUGAAGCUCAGCGUGGGAAAGGCAUUGGAGGUGAAAUAGGGUUGGAUAAUGUUGUGUUGACCUCAGGGCCCUGUCAAGAAGAUGUAGGUCCAAUCUUUUAGGAAUCAAACAUCAACGGUUCGUUUUCAUCAAUUACCUGCACACUCAGAUUAUGUACAAAAGGUGGAUGCAAGUUUGCUUUCACACAAUGCUGGUACAUUGAUCUGCUACAUUCUUUAUUUUGAGUUAAUAACUAGUCUAAAUAAAAUACAGAUGAUCCAUAUCUCAGGAACAGAUGGUAGAGCUAACUCCUUCCGUUUGAUUGAACAGUAUUUUGCCUAGCUUGUGUUGUGUAUGUGACAGUACAUUGGUGAAGUAAACUACAUAAAAUAAAACAUGUAAUGUGAAUCAAAUGGUAGAUGACUUAAGUGUUUGAAGGCUGUUUUGUUAAAAUAAUAAGGUAUCAGUGCAUAUAUGUUGCAACAUUUGUAUUGAAAUUGUUGUGUAUGGUUACAAUAAACAUGUCUUUUCUAACAUUGGAAUAGAUUAUUCCUUUUAGUAAAUAUGGAGCCAUAUGGACAACAUUAUUAGGAAGCUGAAAUAACUUUAUACCAUUUCUGUACAAAUACUUGUAAAUUAAAAGUUUUAAAAUGUUAA
This is a messenger RNA of Girardinichthys multiradiatus, 2452 nucleotides long. It is a transcript of the gene egfl6, whose product is annotated as EGF-like-domain, multiple 6. NCBI's taxonomy places the organism in Eukaryota, Metazoa, Chordata, Actinopteri, Cyprinodontiformes, Goodeidae. The transcript has 13 exons. The record is from RefSeq and is a predicted model, not a curated record. Gene Ontology annotation, cellular component: membrane. Bases 295 to 1917 code for a protein of 540 amino acids. Gene Ontology annotation, molecular function: calcium ion binding.